Triticum dicoccoides is the source of this 789-nucleotide messenger RNA. Its product is annotated as MDIS1-interacting receptor like kinase 2-like. Lineage: Eukaryota; Viridiplantae; Streptophyta; Magnoliopsida; Poales; Poaceae. Gene Ontology annotation, biological process: protein phosphorylation. The transcript has 4 exons. The record is from RefSeq and is a predicted model, not a curated record. Bases 1 to 789 code for a protein of 262 amino acids. Gene Ontology annotation, molecular function: protein kinase activity; ATP binding.
AUGGUUAUUUGUCGGAGAAAAAAGUGUGUAAAAAGUACAAGCAAAAGCAAGUCUGGAGAUAUACUUUCUAUAGGGAAUUUCGAUGGAAAGAUCGCAUUCGAAGACAUACUCGGUGCAACAGAAAAUUUCGAUGAGAAAUAUUGCAUUGGCAUUGGGGGCUAUGGAACUGUCUUCAGAGUUGAGCUUGAAGGCGGGGUUACCUUUGCCGUCAAGCUCCUGCAUUCAAUGGAAGAAUUCAGAGAUGAGGAAACAUUUCACGCUGAGAUUGAAGUGUUGACGAAAAUUAGGCACCGAUGUAUCGUCAAGCUGUAUGGCUUUUGUUCACAGUCCCAAUGCAAAUUCCUCGUGUACGACCUGAUCGAGAGGGGAAGCUUAUCAUCCAUUUUGCACGAGCAAGAUCUAGCAAAGGAGCUGGACUGGACAAAUAGAAUUGCUAUUGUGGUGGACGUAGCUCAAGCUCUCUCCUAUUUGCAUCAUGAUUGCGAUGACCCUAUUGUACACCGGGACAUAAAAGGCAGCAACAUUCUUCUGAACCGAGAUUAUAAAGCUUAUGUCUCGAACUUUGGCAUGGCGAGAAAGCUGAAGCAUGGUUGCUCAAGCUGGAGCACUAUCUUCGCAGGGACAUGUGGCUAUAUAGCCCCAGGCAACUUAUUGACAGGACAAAUACCACUAGAACAUGGGUAUCUUGCCUUCCUUGUUUGGCUGGCAGAGUUCCUUCUAUCGCUGCACACUUUGUCUCACUUGAAGGUAAUAUGGAUUUAUGCGGCGAUUGGUGUGGCAAUGGCAUAG